GGAGAGCAGUGGUUCCUUUUGGAGAAGGAAGUGCUCACUCGCUCUCAGUGGCUAAAACAAAGGUGGUGCCUUAGAGCAUCUCACUGCUUUUUUGUGGCUACAGCUUCAGAGUCCUGAAUUCUCAUUUCUGGCUGCCAGCAAAUACGUCUGAAUCUUCCUGGUAGUUCCUUAGCAACCUGCAGUGCUGCACUUGGGAACUGCACGUAGGGAGGGGUCUGCAAGGUGUCCCUAAAAGCCCUAAGCCCUGCUUAUAGCCCAGGAUCUGUAUCCAUAGAGUAGCAAGGCUUGGAUUACUUCUGUGCACUCAGCAGAGAGUGUGGGCAGAGCUUUGUGGGUGAUAGUUGAGACACCAUUGUUACCAAGUGGACAAGGCAAAACGUCAGUGGCCAUGUGUCCUGUUUCUGGCCUCAAGGGAGCGGAGACAUGGGCUGUUGGAAUGUGGCCAUAAAGAAAAUUAAUCUCCAAGGACUGCGGAGAAAGGAAGUAACUGUCAAUGAACUCAUGGUCAUGAAGAUGAAUAGGAAUCCCAACCUGGUCAACUAUUUAGACAGCUACCUUGUGGAUGAUGAACUCUGGCUGGUGAUGGAGUACAUGGAUGGAGGCACUCUGAGUGAUGCCAUCGAUGAGAUGUACAUAUCUGAAUAUGAGAUGGCAGCCAUCAGUCGGGAGUGCCUGCAAGGACUGGAUUUUCUUCACUCAAACUAUGUCAUCCAUCGAGACGUGAAGAGCUGCAACAUCCUUCUGAGAACUGACGGCUCUGUCAAGCUGGCUGAUUUUGGCAUCUCUGCUCAGCUCACCCCUGAGCAGAAUCGAAGGAGCUCAGUGGUCGGCACGUCUUGGUGGAUGGCGCCUGAGGUUGUGAAAGGUCAACCAUAUGGCCCCAAAGUGGACAUAUGGUCUCUUGGAAUUGUGGGAAUCGAAAUGGUGGAACGACAAGUUCCUCACUGCAAUGAAAGUCCUGCCUCGGCUAAACUCCUGAUAGCCACAGGAGGGACCCCACAGCUGCAGCAGCCCAAGCUAUUCUCGGCUUUGCUGCGUCACUUCCUGAGCUGCUGCCUGCAGAAAAACGAGGAGCGGCGCUGGUCUGCCAAGGAGCUCCUGCAGGUAAAAUGCAAAGGGGCUGCAGGUCAAACAGUGUCCGAGGAUGGGCUCCUCCUCCACUGGAGCCCAAGGCAUCAGAUGAGCCCCCUUCCUCCUCAUCUCCACUUCUGGUGCUUUUCAAAUGAAAAUGGCGAGGAAUCCUGGGCUGGGCUGGCAGGGACCUGUAAAGGCCAUCUGAUCCAUGUGGCCUGCAAUGAGCAGGGAUAUCUUGAAAGAGAUCAGGUUGCUCAGAGCCCCUUCCCACCUGACCUGGAAUGUUUCCAGGGAUGGGACACUUACCAGUUCUCAGGACAACCUGUGCCACUGUUGCAACACACACCUUAGACCUACUCGGAGUAAAUCCCCUUUUCUUUUAAAAAUAUUACCCCUGCCUUUGAAGCA
Messenger RNA from Corvus hawaiiensis (hawaiian crow), 1482 nucleotides. RefSeq names its product serine/threonine-protein kinase PAK 3-like. The record is from RefSeq and is a predicted model, not a curated record. Gene Ontology annotation, biological process: regulation of actin cytoskeleton organization; regulation of MAPK cascade; protein phosphorylation. Bases 424 to 1425 code for a protein of 333 amino acids. NCBI's taxonomy places the organism in Eukaryota, Metazoa, Chordata, Aves, Passeriformes, Corvidae. The transcript is spliced from 6 exons. Gene Ontology annotation, molecular function: ATP binding; protein serine/threonine kinase activity. Gene Ontology annotation, cellular component: cytoplasm.